CUCCGGCAAUCGGAAUUUGGGCACCACCUGGAGCCGGGACGGGACGGGACCAGAAUACUUGGCGUCGUCUCGGUCUCUCGCGGCUCUCCUCUCCUCUUCUCUCCUGCUACCGUCCAGCCGCACGAGGGCGCUGCUAGUUCUCGUCACCAACGACGCCACCGCCGAUUUCAGAGCAAUUCGGAUCAGGUUAAACAACUGACCAAUCCGCCGCGCUCUUCGGUUCCAACGACAAGAGCGGCGGCGGCGGGAACUAUAGGGGAGCGAGGAGUAGAGGGCAAAGUGGGAAGGGGGAGCCAUGGGUAACGCGUCGUCGAUGCUGACCCAGUACGACAUCGAGGAGGUGCAGGAGCACUGCAACUACCUGUUCUCGCAGCAGGAGAUCGUGUCCCUGUACGAGCGCUUCUGCCAGCUCGACCGCAGCGCCAAGGGCUUCAUCUCCGAGGACGAGUUCCUCUCCAUCCCCGAGUUCUCCCUCAACCCGCUCUCCAAGAGGUUGCUUCGUAUGGUUGAUGGGUUGAACUUUAAGGAUUUUGUUGCCUUUCUUUCUACUUUCAGUACAAAGGCCAGUCUUCGGCAGGAGAUCGAAUUGAUAUUUAAGGUUUAUGACAUUGAUGGUAAGGGAAAAGUAACCUUCAAGGACCUGCUAGAAGUUUUACGGGACCAAACAGGGUCAUUCAUGUCUGAGGAACAAAGAGAGCAAGUAGUAACUAAGGUAUUGGAAGAAGCGGGGUACACAAAAGAUUGCUCAUUUUCAGUCGAAGAUUUUAUCCAGAUUAUCGACCAUCCUGGGCUCAAGAUGGAGGUGGAAGUGCCAAUCGAUUAGCGAAAACACUGUAGAGUUCAGAAAAAUACGUUACUCUGCAAGCUCCACUUUUGUCUGCAGGACAUAGUGUCCAUACUCGAUGAUAUGUAACAGGAUGAUGAGCAGAGCAUCCACUUUGGUUGUCUUCUUUGUAACCAGUUCACGUGCCUAAAUUUUAGCUUACUCUGAUGCCACAACACUAGCUUUCGUCUUUUCUUAGCCCUUGUGAAUGCAGUAAUCCUUGUCAACUUGUCUGGAUUCAAUAACGAAAAAUUUGCCUUGUUAUGAGAUCAAGUUGGUUCCAAUUCCA
This is a messenger RNA of Setaria italica (foxtail millet), 1112 nucleotides long. RefSeq names its product calcineurin subunit B. Lineage: Eukaryota; Viridiplantae; Streptophyta; Magnoliopsida; Poales; Poaceae. The transcript has 6 exons. Gene Ontology annotation, molecular function: calcium ion binding. Bases 296 to 823 code for a protein of 175 amino acids. The record is from RefSeq and is a predicted model, not a curated record.